Molecule: messenger RNA, 378 nt
Organism: Ipomoea triloba (trilobed morning glory)
Lineage: Eukaryota; Viridiplantae; Streptophyta; Magnoliopsida; Solanales; Convolvulaceae
Product: protein PELPK1-like
Exons: 1
Coding region: 1-378 (125 amino acids)
Source: RefSeq, a predicted model, not a curated record
AUGGCAACUGCCAAGAAUAGCUUCCCCCUCUCCAUGGUGAUAACAUUAUUGUGUCUAGCAAUUUGCAUCAACACCACCUCCGCCACGCGCCGCCUCCUGCAAAUCCCCGGCGCCCCACCGUUGCCGACGAUGCCAACAAUUCCCUCUCUUCCUCAACCAAGCUUACCACAAAUGCCAUCCAUUCCUAACAUGCCAACCGCUACACUUCCCCCUUUGCCAGCAAUGCCUGCCUUCAACUUGCCUAAUAUGCCUCUCCCUACUUUGCCUUCCGCCCCAAAGCUCACUCUUCCCCCCAUGCCGGCUAACAUCCCUCUCCCAACCUCUAUUCCCAACUUUCCGGCGGCUAUCCCCACUCUUUCUCCACCUCCAUCAAACUGA